Messenger RNA from Sclerotinia sclerotiorum 1980 UF-70, 90 nucleotides. RefSeq lists its product with no specific name. The record is from RefSeq and is a predicted model, not a curated record. The coding region runs from base 1 to 90 and encodes 29 amino acids. The transcript has 4 exons. NCBI's taxonomy places the organism in Eukaryota, Fungi, Ascomycota, Leotiomycetes, Helotiales, Sclerotiniaceae.
AUGAUCAAUGAGCCCGAUAAUCACGAGAUUUUCCAAGCACUGCAAUCUUAUUUGGUCGAUGCCUUGAUUUUCAACCUAUUUGAUCCGUGA